This is a messenger RNA of Capsicum annuum, 1337 nucleotides long. Its product is annotated as protein STRICTOSIDINE SYNTHASE-LIKE 10. Gene Ontology annotation, biological process: biosynthetic process. Gene Ontology annotation, molecular function: strictosidine synthase activity. The record is from RefSeq and is a predicted model, not a curated record. Bases 128 to 1246 code for a protein of 372 amino acids. Lineage: Eukaryota; Viridiplantae; Streptophyta; Magnoliopsida; Solanales; Solanaceae. The transcript has 3 exons.
GACAAACUGAAAAGCAAACAAAAGGUUAUCCCCAUUGUUUUUUCUUCCUAUAAUAACAACUUCCCCUGUUUUUUCUACUUGUUAAUUAACAUAAAAAAAAAAAGAAAAAGAAAAAAAUAAAUCCUCCAUGAAUGCAACAAAGCUAUUUUUUAGUGCAACAGCACUAGCAAUAAUCACUGUAUUUUUUACAUUAACAUCCAAGAAUGUUUAUAGUCCACCUAUAAUAACAGGAUCCAAAAAUCUUUUAUCUAAAUGUGAAUUAAUAAAUUUGAAAGGAGCAGUUGGGCCAGAAAGUAUUGCUUUUGACAUUAAUGGAGAUGGACCAUAUACUGGUGUUGCUGAUGGAAGGAUUAUUAAAUGGAAUGGACAUGAACAAGGUUGGGUUGAUUUUGCUGUCACUUCAUCUCACAGGAAGGAAUGUGUGCACCCUUUUGCUCUCCAUAUGGAGCACAUAUGUGGAAGGCCACUGGGGUUACGAUUUGAUACAAGAACUGGAGACCUCUACAUUGCUGAUGCCUACUUAGGACUUCAAGUCGUGGGGCCAUCUGGUGGAUUAGCCACCCGACUCGUCACAGAAGUUGAAGGCCAGCCUCUACGCUUCACAAAUGACUUGGACAUUGACGAACAAGAAGAUGUGAUUUACUUCACAGAUACCAGCACACAAUUCCAGAGAAGGCAAUUUGUUGCGUCUGUUGUAAGUGGAGACAAGACAGGCCGGCUGAUGAAAUACGACAAAUCAACCAAAGCAGUGACAGUUUUACUACGAGGCCUUGCUUUUGCCAACGGUGUAUCCUUGAGCAAAGACAAGUCGUUUGUGCUAGUGGCUGAAACUUCUACCGGUAGAAUAGUAAGGUAUUGGCUUAAAGGCCCUCAUGCAGGUAAACACGAUACAUUUGCUGAUCUAACAGGAUAUCCAGACAACAUCAGAAGAAACUCGAAAGGGAAGUUCUGGGUUGCAUUGCAUUCAAAAAGAUCGCUGCUUUCAAAGUUGGUCACAUCCAAUUCAUGGCUUGGAAAGACAGCGCUAAAACUUCCAGUUUCCAUCCAGCAACUGCAUUUCAUGUUAGUUGGAUGGCAAGCGCAUGCAACUGCAAUUAAGCUAAGUGAAGACGGGCAAGUUUUGGAAGUCUUGGAAGACGUCCAGAGCAAGACCUUGAAGUUUAUAAGUGAGGUUGAGGAGAAAAAUGGCAAGUUGUGGAUUGGUUCUGUAAUGGUGCCUUUUGUUGGAGUUUAUGAAUUGUCUUAAAGUAUCAGUUUCAUCUGUACUAAGUUAAUUGUACAUCGAUUAUUUGUCCGUUGUUUGAUACUUUCUAUAGUAUUUUCCCAUUAUUACCUCC